UUUCAUCAUCACCACGCUGUCGAUGGCGAUGACGCCGCUCGUCGGCGGUGAUGAUCACAAUGUUUUGAUUCCGCACUCUCUGGGCCUGGGCCAGCGACGAGGGCAAAUUGUGAUCACGCAAAACCGGUGUGUGGUCGUCCCGUAUUACUCACAGCUGCUUGCCUGUCCAUCGACCAUUUGCGAGAAGUCCAACGCGAGUCGACAACGAUUCAAAUAUUUUUGAAUGCGUGUCCCAAUUGCUCCCGCGUACGGCAAGGCUGCUUGACGUCCUGCAUUCGAUCUCUGCCCCUCGAGGACGCACACCACGAAUGGAGCUCAUUCUCACGCUUCGCGAAGCGCGCAACCUCAAGCGUACGCAGCUCCUUGGCGCGCAAGACCCGUACUGCCAUGUGAACAUCGCCAACAUCUUUGACGCGACAACCGAGGUCCACCACCACGGCGGCUCCAACCCGUGGUGGAAUGCCUCGUUCUUGCUCUCGGUGCCCGAGACAAUUCCGUCGGGCCUGACGCUCUCUGUGCACAUCAAGAAUGCCAUGCACGUUUUGCCCGACCGCUCCAUUGGCAAGGCCCGUAUCGACCUCGAUGCGCUUGCGUCGGCGCUCGCAACCGACGAUAUUUACCACAAUUGGGUCCCCGUCCUGCACAACGGUGUACAUGUUGGCGACAUUAGCAUUGCGUUGGAGCUUGCCGGCAUCGACGACGUACGCGCCAAUGUCAUCUCGCUCACGUCGCCACCCGUUGUGGCCAUUGCAACGUGAUCGAUUGCAUGUUUCUGUAUUUAUACCAAGUAUGAAAAGCUAUACACGCUCUCAUUAACUGUACCGUCUCGGCUUUGCGUCCGCUUGGAAGUUUGGCGAUCGCACGGCCUGUACUAGCAUCUCGACGUGUCGAGGAUGUUAUUCCAGGAGCAACACAGUCGUCGCGGUUUGACGGUGUGAGAAGAGUGUUCA
This is a messenger RNA of Saprolegnia diclina VS20, 950 nucleotides long. RefSeq lists its product as hypothetical. Bases 309 to 758 code for a protein of 149 amino acids. The transcript has a single exon. NCBI's taxonomy places the organism in Eukaryota, Oomycota, Saprolegniomycetes, Saprolegniales, Saprolegniaceae. The record is from RefSeq and is a predicted model, not a curated record.